Molecule: messenger RNA, 2495 nt
Organism: Chanos chanos (milkfish)
Lineage: Eukaryota; Metazoa; Chordata; Actinopteri; Gonorynchiformes; Chanidae
Gene: cdc14b
Product: cell division cycle 14B
Exons: 15
Coding region: 150-1775 (541 amino acids)
Biological process (GO): protein dephosphorylation
Source: RefSeq, a predicted model, not a curated record
GUGACCGUGUAACUAUGGUCGCUACAGUCUCUGGCAUUUUGGGCGAUACCAAUCAAAGAUAGAGGCUGCAACAAACAUUCCAUAAUGGAGCAACUUAGGCAUUUAUGGUAUAUUCUGAUUAAAAUGUGAAUUUGCAUGCAUAACCAGCUAUGAAGCGCAAAAGCGAGAGGAGGCGACCGGAGUCGAGAAAAAGGCUGUGUGCUGCGAAGAGAGAAGAGGCGGAGCCGCGGACAGACAUUUAUAUCGCUAUAACAGAUCAGCUGUAUUUCGCCAUUCUUCAGCAGAAGGUUAAGAGCACAGCUGAUAGACAUUGCUUCUGCAUAGAUGAAGAAUUAUCAUAUGAGAAUUUCUAUGCAGACUUUGGCCCUCUUAACCUGGCGAUGUUUUAUCGCUUCUGUUGCAAACUCUCCAAGAAGUUAAAGAUGUUUGCACAUACAAAGAAGAAAAUCGUGUUCUACACUUGUGGUGAUAAAAAGAAGCAAGCUAAUGCAGCAUAUCUGAUUGGUUCAUAUGCUGUGAUGCAUUUGCAAAAGACACCAGAGGAAGCAUAUAGCCUACUAGUCUCCAGAAAUGCCACUUACCUUCCCUUCCGAGAUGCCUCAUUUGGGACGUGUAUGUACAAUCUCAACAUUCUUGACUGUUUACGUGCAGUUCACAAGGCUUUGCACUUUGGCUGGCUAGAUUUCUCCCAGUUUGAUGUCGAUGAAUAUGAGCAUUAUGAGAAAGCUGAAAAUGGAGAUUUUAAUUGGAUUAUUCCUGGAAAAUUUCUGGCCUUCAGCGGUCCUCAUCCAAAGAGUAAGAUUGAGAAUGGCUAUCCUCUCCAUGCCCCGGAGGCGUAUGUACCAUACUUCAGGAAACACAACAUCACUACAGUGGUCAGACUCAACAAAAAAAUGUAUGAUGCCAAGCGCUUCACGGACAUGGGCUUCGAACACCAUGACUUGUUCUUUGUGGAUGGAAGCACACCCAAUGACGCCAUUGUCACAAAGUUCAUGAACAUAUGCGAGAAUGCAGAGGGUGGCAUAGCCGUGCAUUGCAAAGCCGGACUUGGUCGAACCGGGACUCUCAUUGCCUGCUACAUGAUGAAGCACUUCAAGCUGACUGCUGCUGAAGCUAUUGCCUGGAUCAGGAUCUGCAGACCAGGCUCUGUAAUUGGACCUCAGCAAAAUUUUAUAGAGGAUAAACAAGACAGCCUUUGGACGGAAGGUGAUCUGUAUCGGGAGAAAACGAAUGAGCAGGAAAAUGGCUCAAGCAAGACUGCGGUCACCGGCAUUCUCUCGGGCGUAGAUGACAUUUCCAUCAAUGGUUCCAACAAGAACAGGACAUCAAGGAAAAUAGUCCCUCAAAUGUAUGAGGAGGAAGAGGAGCAUGGGGGUAUCACACAAGGCGACAAGCUACGAGCGCUGAAAAGCAAGAGGCAGGCCAGGGCAUCCACAGGCUCUUUAUCGCUUAUUCUGCAGUCAAGUCCACAAGGUUGCAAAUCUGUAAAAUCCCCCAACAGAACUGAGAGCACAGAAGUAAGGAAAAGGAACAGAACCUCUUUAGAUUCCAGUCAAACUGGCAGUGUGCUGAUACAUGCGAGACUUGCAAAGUCUUUAGGUAAUUUGCAUGUAGCGGCAUCUGAAAAGGACCUUGUGUACUCUGAAGUCAGUUCCUAUAGCCCCAUAGCUACAUGUACUGCAAUCAAUCAGUUGAACUUAAACGCCAUCACCCCUGUCAACAACCACCAGCAAGGGCCUCAGAGGCCAACUCCAGCCAUUUCCUCCACAUCCUGAGACUGCUCCAUUCAUCAAUCCAUACCCAAAGCCAGAGCACCUCUUCUACGAUAAACUGGUGUCUGGAGAUUAAACCAAUAACAGCGCUGUUGGAAAGAAAUGUGUCAACCAACAUUUCUCUUUUAUUCUUUUGUUAUUGUUAUUGUUGUUGGGGGUCGUUCUUCUGUGUCUGAUAAAGUUUGGUUUUUUGGGGUUUUUUUUGAGUUAGCAAGCUUACUACAUGCUGCUAAUGAUAAAGGGAUGUGUUGGAAAACGAAAUUGGGAAAUGUUUUAUGCAAACUAAAACACUUCACUGUAAAAAAAAAAAAAAAAGUCUAAAUCAAAAGUAGCAGUGAAAGGCCAGUUCUGAAGGAAUACCUUAUUUUUUAAUCUUUGAUUAUAUCAUGAGAGAGAAGUAGAUCAAAACUAUUACUUAAUGUUGCCUUCUCAUUAACAUACUGUUCCUAGUGAUUUCAGUGUAUGGCUAAUAAAGUUCUGUAUCCUAUCCAGUAACUGUAAAAUUUUGUUCUCAUGUGAAGCUUAUGUCGAUGCCUUUUUGCCUUCAAUAGCUUAAAUGUGUAAAUAGGUUCACAUUUGAUAAACCUAUGAGGUCUAAUGUAAUUUUUACUUGUAAAUAUUUUAUACCCUUGUUUUGAUUAAUCAUGCAUUCAGAUAAUACUGUUCACAGUGAUUCAUUUAUUUUUUAUCAUGUACUAAAUGUUUGUUUGUUUGAGUUUUAUU